This is a messenger RNA of Funneliformis mosseae, 1386 nucleotides long. The record is from the annotation of a GenBank genome assembly. Lineage: Eukaryota; Fungi; Glomeromycota; Glomeromycetes; Glomerales; Glomeraceae.
AUGUCACCGAUUACACGAAGUAAAACGAGUUCAAUCCGUUGGGGACAUCCAGAUUUUCCAACAUUUCAAGAUUUAGAAAAAGCAUAUAAAAUAGCAUAUCCAAGAAUUCAACAGGAUGCAAUGGAAUUAUUAGAGAUGAAGUUAGAUGAGCAAGAUAUUAGAAAUUUUUAUAAUCCAACGUCACCAGAAUAUUGGUUCAUAAACAAUACGGAAGCAUUGGAAGAAGUGGUUUAUUAUAAAAUGAAAAAGAGAUUGAUUUUACGUAAUAAAGAACAAUUGAUCGCGGCAGGUGUUGAUUUAUCGGAAUAUAGUGACACCGAAAGUGAAUUCGGUGGUGAAUUCCCAUCCAAUCUUGAAGGAUUUUUUGGGGAAGGUGGCAACUUUAGUGAGGAUCAAGAUGAAUCAAACACAACGGCGGUACUUGAUGGGUAUGAUGGUAAUAAUCUCAUUACUAAUCGUAGUCGCAACAUUCGAGAAGUGGCCAUGGUUCAUCAUUCACAUCAUCACGGAAGGGCACAAUUUGUUAACAAUGUAUUAAGUUCAAUUAAUUGUCAAUUUCCGAUGCAUUGGAUAACGAAUCUAACAACGAAGAACAUACGUCAGAAAAACCUAAUUAAAGGUAAAUUACAGGUUACGGUGAAAGCUCAAGUACAGGAAUUUAUUGAUCAGGAAAUUUCUCGGGUAUCAAAAGGAUUAAUGGAGAAUACUGAUGAAGAUAAUGAUUUCAUUGGAUUCGUACGCACGCAAUUAAGUGAAGUGUUUCAAGAACAGUUGGAAAAAUUCAUGGACGUUGGAUCGGGAGCGGAUUUUGCCUUAUAUACCGGAGGGGCAAGGAUAAUCCAUAAAUUAACUUCAAAGAAUUAUGAAUUAAGACCAAAUAAGCCCUAUCAAAAAUUAUUGAGGUUAGGUGGAUUCGUCAAUAAUGUCAAGAGUAAAAAUCCUGAGAUCGUUAUUUCACCAAAUGUUAACGUGGGGGAAUGUUGGUGUUUUAAUGGUACAAAUGGACAAAUCACCAUUAAAUUAUCUAGAAGUAUCAUAUUCACUCAUAUCAUAUAUCAUCACAUUAGCAGAGAUGUCUCAAUUGAUCCUAUAUUAUCCGCUCCGAAAGAAUUUGAAUUAUGGGGUUUGCCAACAUCCAUUUCGAAGACGGGAGACAAUGAGAAUUCCCUGGAAAUAUUUAAGAAAGAUUAUAAAGUUUUCCUUGGAAAAUUUCAAUAUGAUAUUAACGGUCUACCCAAGCAAAAAUUUAUUUUACCUGAUUCCAUUGCCAAAUCCCAAUCAAAUAAACGUAUCAGUGCUAUCAUGAUGAAAGUUCUCAACAAUCAUGAGAACCCUCAAUUCACUUGUUUAUAUCGUCUACAAGUUCACGGCGCUAUGCCUCAUUAA